UCAGAUAAGGCAGAGACGAAUUGCCAAAGAGCGCAGACAACUUUAUAUCACUCUGAGGAAAGAGGACACGAGUUGUGUUGUGUUUUGACAUAAAGUCUGUUUGAUUUUUCUGAAUGAACGUGUUAUUGUGGAGAACGAGAAGUGGAGCUAUGGAUUUAGUGAUAUUUUUGACCCUCAGCAUCGGCGCGUGGUUCGCAUCAGCGGAGAGGCACAGUGUCUACUGGAACAGCUCAAACCCAAACUUCCUUUGGGAUGAGUACACGGUGGAAGUACGCAUCAAUGACUACCUGGACAUCAUCUGCCCCCACUACGCCCAUGGAGAGGUGUCAUCCCACUCCGCCGAGCGCUACGUCCUCUACAUGGUGGAGAAGGAGGACUAUGACGUGUGCAAGCCUCACUCCUUCGACCAGCUGCGGUGGGAAUGCUCGCGCCCAUUCGCUCCUCACGCCCCGGAAAAAUUCUCCGAAAAGUUCCAGCGUUUCACCCCUUUCACGUUGGGCAAGGAGUUCCGGCAAGGAGAGAGCUACUAUUAUAUCUCUAAACCAAUGCAUCACCACGGGGAGGAGUGUCUGAGGCUACGGGUGGAUGUUGUUGGAAAUAAAGGGAAAGUGAAUCACGACAAAACUAACGCGGAGGAGACGGGAAAGAACUUUGAUUUGGGAAAAAUUAAGUUCCAAACAGCAGGAGGAGUCCACAACCCGUCCAACAGGCUCCCAGCAGACGAUCCUGAUGUGAUGGAGCCCAAUGUUCAGAGGAGUAUCGGCAGCUCAGCGUCCCAGCUCGCAUCUUUAUCAAUCCUCUUCACUAUAGCGCCUGUCUUAUUAGCGCUAUGGCUACAAUAAGACUUAAAUGGACUAUAUCAAAGACUAUACAAACCCAUUGCUGGUCUUUGGGACUAUGAAGACAGAUUUUUAUACAGAUUUUUAUAUGGAUGAAGUGCGUGUCUGACGUGGUUGUGCGAAUGUGGGAUGUCGAUCAUUCCUAAGAAGAAAAAAACCUUGAAGAUGUGUUUUGUUUUUUUGUUUUUUUACAAUGUUUGGACAAUAACGCACAUGUUUUUUUCAAUGAGCAAAACUGCACGAACAAAAUUAUGUCACUGGUACAUAUGCACUGUAUUUGUCACUCUUUGUAUUCACAUUUAAAGUGGUAGCUGUUGUCAUAGUAGUCGUGUAGCACUCCGUUCCCAAAUAUAUUUCCAAUUUUACAAAACAAACAACAGUAUUUAUUUUAUAUCUUUUUCAUCCAAUUGAUACCACGUGUAACAAGCUCAUUUGGGAGUUUUCCAAAUCCAUCCGUGUACGCCUCAUUUCUAUUGUGUCAAUAUUAUCAUCACGGUACAUCAGCUGAGAAAUGUGAUCUGUCUUGCACACUAUUUUGAAGGGACUACUUUUCUGAAAACACUAACAUUGGACGCUGUGGUUUUGUUUGAUCAAAGUUUUGGAAAUGUCUAUAAUGUAAAUUUGUAAAUAGUAUAAUAUAAGAAAGUGUUUUAAAAUGUGAAAAUCUUUAGUGGAAUAAAACUAAUGUGAUGUUAAA
Molecule: messenger RNA, 1536 nt
Organism: Periophthalmus magnuspinnatus
Lineage: Eukaryota; Metazoa; Chordata; Actinopteri; Gobiiformes; Gobiidae
Gene: efna1b
Product: ephrin-A1b
Exons: 4
Coding region: 114-842 (242 amino acids)
Biological process (GO): axon guidance; ephrin receptor signaling pathway
Cellular component (GO): plasma membrane
Molecular function (GO): ephrin receptor binding
Source: RefSeq, a predicted model, not a curated record